Molecule: messenger RNA, 1593 nt
Organism: Echinococcus granulosus
Lineage: Eukaryota; Metazoa; Platyhelminthes; Cestoda; Cyclophyllidea; Taeniidae
Product: ubiquitin hydrolase
Exons: 7
Coding region: 1-1593 (530 amino acids)
Biological process (GO): protein deubiquitination
Cellular component (GO): cytosol; nucleus
Molecular function (GO): cysteine-type deubiquitinase activity; cysteine-type endopeptidase activity
Source: RefSeq, a predicted model, not a curated record
AUGGGACGGCGACGCAAGGGUAAAGGCAAUCAAUCUGGUGAACCUUCCUUAAAAGGCGAAGCUUCCGACGACCCAAGUGGCAAGGCUGCAGAAGGGAUUGUACCCAUGAGAACAGUCUCUUCGGCUGAUGUUGAGUACGUAAUUUUCCGAAAAAUUGAUGAAAUUCGUACUGAACAGAUGAGGUCGGGCUUUUCGGAAUCUCGCACUCUUGGAAGUGUUUGUCCGUCGUGGCUGCCAUGUCCCGGCUACCGAUGCCAACCCAAAGGUUUAGUGAAUACACGAAACACUUGUUAUCUCCUAACCUGUCUUCAAACCCUCUUUUGUCUUCCCCCUUUCGUGUCCAUCCUACACCACAUAUCUGUGGCUGUCCACUCUUUCUUCGCGGAAGUGGGUUGUCUGCGAGAUGUGUGGUUAGAGUCCCAGGCUGAGACAGUACCCCUACUUCGUUUGCUUCUAUUGCACUUGGACGAACGAACUCCCUACAAACCCACUGAAGUUCGAACCGGUGAACCGAUUUUGCCAAAUGAUUUUGGCUACCUCCCCACGGGGAAACCACUCAGUCUUGAUCCAAAAUUCUUUACUGUGCUCAAUUUCGAAGUGGGGUGUGAACAGGAUGCUGCUGACUGCAUGUCACGACUGAUCACACAAGUGCACGAGGAGAUGGCCACGCUUCUGCGCAAAUUCAAGCAGCCCAAAGACGAGGCCUCCACCGAAGACAAUGGCGAUGAUGACAAUGACGGCUGGACCACAGUGACAAGCGAGGGCAAGAAAAUUAAGGAGGCGCGUCAUGCUCAAGUGGAUAACGGGGAGGUGACUCCGAUUUCUCUCUUCUUUGGUGGGACACUGGUUUCACGCUCCUCGUACCAGAAGAACUCUCGCCUACCAAAUAAGUUGGCGAUUGAUAUGAAGGAGAGGUUCUUUGUUCUUCCAAUCGAACUUCAAGAUCCUCAGGCAUGGAUAAUUGAAUUUGUGGGAUGCCUCGAAGAUGGAUUCCAAUUUCUCUCUAGAGGCGAAGUACUCUCCGACUUCAAGGAUCCUGUGACUGGCCUCUGCGUGAUUAUGAAUCGUCGCGUCUUUAUUGAUCGACUUCCUCCCAUCCUCCUAGUUCAACUCAAACGCUUCCUUUACGACUCUAACAAGGGUGGCAUUCAGAAGGUGCUUAAACAUAUUCCCAUUCACCGUCGUCUCCAAAUCGUUGACUCCAUUGUCUCGAAGGAGCGGACCUUUUCCAAGGCUCAAGGCGCGUACAAACUGAAAGCCGUGGUCUUUCACAUCGGUUAUAAUGCGGAGCGAGGUCACUACACAGCCGCCACAGUGACUCAGACCAAUGAAGUACUAUACUACGACGACUUGAACGUCUUUCGGCUUGGACAGGAGGAGGAUGUUUGGAUGGAUAUGUUUGCUUCACAUAGGCCCUUCGACACACACAGCGCGCGCUGCCGACCCUUGCCACGCGCACAGUCCACUUCUGUGGCGGCGGGCGCGGCUCUGAAUCGCCCGCCGAGUAUCGGGGAGCAGCCGCGGACGCCCUACCUCCUCGUCUAUGUUUCGUGCUUUCAGCAGCAGUCACAGCGGCAACAACAGAGACAAUAA